UCACUUCUUCUUCGCGUCAGACAUCAUCCUCUUCUUCAGUCAGUUCUUUUUGGCAUCUUAAUCGAUAUAACUCCCCCUCACACCCUAAAAAACCGAAGACCUCCACUUUCUCAUCUUAAUUCCUCACUCAAUUGCUCUAAUUGAUUGAUAUUAAUGGCUAACCCCACAAUUCCUCUCCCAGAAUCCUAUAAAGAACAGUUUCCUACAAAUCUCACCACCCACAAACACGUUUGCAAUCACUCCAACGAAUUUGAUCAUGGCAUCUCAAUCUAUCCGUCUCUCUGCCCAGCAAAAGAGUUUCCACCUUCUCAACAAAAUUGAAGGAGAUUUCUGCAACCAUGAAAUCAUUGCUCGGUUGGUUCAGAGGCCAGAAAUUUCAAAAAAGGAAACAUACUCAUGGGUCUUCAACUCCUGCUCAUCGACUCCGAGUCAAACACAGUUCAAGGCUUCAUCCCAGCAAACCGUAUGUUCCGCUACGAAGACAACCUCCAGGCGAACUCAGUUUACAGGUUGAACAAGUUCAUGGUGACCGAUUGCAAAGCCCUUUACAAAGUCUCUGACCACCGGAAAAGCAUUCUUUUCAUCGACCAGACAACCAUGACUGAGUUGGUUGAGGAAAACCAUCAAAUAGAUCACCAGAAAUUCCGAAUCAGGUCUGUCAAUGAUUUCGCAGCAAUCGUCGACACCGACACUGAUCUAUUUGAUGUCAUUGGACAGCUUCGCCUCAUCAGUGGUGACAAUCUCCGAUCUCCUACCACAUUGGAAACAGCUCCCCAAGUGAUUGGCACCAGAGCAAAAGACAGACUUUUCCUGCACUUGCUUAUGAAAGACGGUGAGACCAUUCGCAUUUAUUUGUGGGACAAAAUUGCGGCCCAAUUCCGGGAGCGAUGGAACAGCAACCAGAACCAACCAACUGUCCUCCUCCUCACCACUGUCAACCCCAGAACAAUAGGCGGUGCUGUAACUUUGAGCUCCACAACAUCUACACGCCUGUUCUUCGACACAGACCUUCCUGAAACUGAAGCAUUCAUGACAUGGUUAGGUGAAGGUAGAGAAAACUUGCCAACUGUCACCAGCUCCAGCUCUGCUAUUACCAAACUGGAAACAGUCACUCUCAAAGAAAUCAACACGUUCAUCCAGAAUGAAAUCCCACAGAUCGCCAGUUUCUAUUGCUUUGCAACACCUACUGAGGUACUUGAGCAAUAUGGGUGGUACUACAUCUCCUGCCGCUGCAAAACAAAACUAGGGAAGACUGAAACAUCAUUAUACUGUCCAAAUUGCAAAAAAACCAACAAUGUUGGUAUAAUCAGGUACCGUUUUGAGAUUUCAGUCAGAGAUGAAAACAAUGACGUCGCAACGUUUGUCAUCUUUGACGACGAUGGCAAAAAGAUUGCAGGAAGAAAUGCAACAUAUUUUCUAAAUGAUUCCAAUGAGGAGAACGCAAGAAUGCCUGAUUGCCUUAAAAGUAUCAUUGGCGGAACUUACAAGUUCGAGAUCAAGCUCACAAAAUUCAACUUCACUGCUACUCGCCAAACUUUCUCGGUGUCCCGUAUGAUCGAUGGAAACAUCAACAGCCAGACCACAACAGGAAUCGAGAACAUCAAUGUGCAAAAUGCUGAAGGGGAUACUGACCCAGCCAUCGGAAUGCCAAGUACAAACACACACUCAAAAGCCUCGGAGACAACAGAGUACAGUGAAAAAAGGAAAGAGAAGCGUCCCCGUUUGGAAAACUAAUAGCAACUCUCUCAUCUUUCUUCCCAAUUUAGUUUUAUAUCGUCCGUCGUAACAAUAAUUAAGCUUUUCUAAUUUACUUCCCAUUUUAUAUGUAGGCCGUCUUUCGUCCAUUGUUUAUUCUCUUCUAAACUGUUUAGCCUGAAAUAAAAAUGUUUCUUC
Molecule: messenger RNA, 1893 nt
Organism: Eutrema salsugineum
Lineage: Eukaryota; Viridiplantae; Streptophyta; Magnoliopsida; Brassicales; Brassicaceae
Exons: 8
Coding region: 397-1734 (445 amino acids)
Biological process (GO): DNA repair; DNA replication; DNA recombination
Cellular component (GO): nucleus
Molecular function (GO): DNA binding
Source: RefSeq, a predicted model, not a curated record